AUGUUAUUUUAUUUAUUUUAUUCCUUACUUCUCUCUUUCUUUCUUUCUUUUUCAAGCUUUUCUUUCUUCUCUUUUCCCCUUUAUGCCGUCUCGGCUUCUUUUCUUUCGUUGACUUUUUGCAGCCUUCCUUUCCUUUUUCACCGACUUCUGCUCCUUUUUCUUUCUUUAUAUUUUUUUCCUCCUAUUUUUUCUUCUUUCUUUCUUUGGUUGUUAUUAUUAUUAUUAUUGUUUCGUCCAUUCAAUUUUCUUUCUUUUUCUUUAACUCUUUCUAAUUUCUCUCUUUUCUUCUUCUUUCGUUUCUUUGGAUUUUCUUAUUUAUUCUAUUUUAUGUUUUUUCUUUCUUUUUUUUUCUAUCUUUUCAAUCAUUCUUCUUUCUUUUCUUAUAAUUCUCUUCAAUUUUUUUCCUUUUUCUUUAUUUUCCUUUAUCUUCUCUUUCUUUCUUUUUUCUCAUUCUUUUUUCUUUCUUCAGACUUUCCUUCACAUUUCUUCGAUUUUCUCCAUAUAUCGUUUUUCCUACUUUGCACCAUCUUUUCUGUUUCUUUUCUAAUUUCUCUUUUUUUAAUAUUUAUUUUCCUUCUCUCUUCUUUAUUAUCUGUUACCUUUUCAUCUUUAUUCUUUUCUUUUCCCAAGAGAUUUCUUCUUCUUCUUCAUCUUUUAUUUCUUCUGAUCUCUCACUGUCUUUUUUUUAAUUUAUUAAUUGUUACGUUUCUUUCUUUUCUUUUUUCCUAA
Acanthosepion pharaonis is the source of this 729-nucleotide messenger RNA. NCBI's taxonomy places the organism in Eukaryota, Metazoa, Mollusca, Cephalopoda, Sepiida, Sepiidae. The record is from the annotation of a GenBank genome assembly.